CUGUGUAAUGUUCAUCACCAUUUUUUAUAUUUUAUAUAUAUUAGACAGACUUUUUUUGUGAAAUUUUUUAAAUAAAAUAUGUUGAUAUGUUAUUGGUAAAAUUCUAUUAAAAUAUUUAUUUAUAGAAAAUAAAUAAUAACAUAAUUUGAUGUAAAAUGUUGAAGAAUAGUUGAAUUUAAUUGAAAGAGGGAGCAAUGCAUGAAAACCAAAACCCUAUCCAAAAAAAAAAAAAAAGUUGAAGGGAAUGCAAAUAAUGAAUUAAGUUGAGUUGUGAAUGUGAGGAGAGCAGAGCAGCAAGUAUGGCGUCAAUUUGGACAGUUGAGUUUCGGUCUCUUUCCGUUCGCCCUUAUUCUUCUAUUCCUACCACCACAACAAACCAUCGUAUCCGUAUCACAAAUGGGAUUUCCAAAUCACUUGUUAUCCGCACUCAUCAAUUCAAACAACACUGUUUCACUUCCAUUGCCAAAUGGAAUCAUCAACUCGUUACUUCCACCCCAAUGCAGCAUUUACUGCUUAAUCGAAACCCUGGUACCAAUUUUGCAAUUUGGGUAUGCGUUGCGGUUGUGGUUGUGGUUUUUGUUGCUGCUGUGAAGGGGUUUUCCAGGAAAAAAGAACGCCCUGGUUCCGUAGCUGAUCUAGUUAGACGUGGUCAAUUGAGAUCGGAUAGAAGAGGCAUAUCAAGGCCUCUCAAAUAUGAAGAUCCGUUCAAUAAUCCCAUGGUCAAGGUUAGCAAAAGCAACUCAAGUGUAGAGAUGUGUGGAAAGGUUUACCGUUUAGCCCCUGUCACGCUUACUCAAGAGGAACAGGCGGUUCACCAGAGAAGGAGAUCACGUGCGUAUGAGUGGAAGCGUCCCACAAUUUUCCUUAAAGAAGGAGACUCGGUUCCUCCGGAUGUUGAUCCUGAUACAAUCAGGUGGAUUCCUGCAAAUCAUCCCUUUGCAACUACUGCUAUGGAUAUUGAUGAGGACUUUGCUCAGAGAAAUGUCAAUCAAAAGCAUGGAGUUCCUUUCCGUAUUCAAGCUGAGCAUGAGGCCCUGCAGAAAAAACUUGAAGCCCUACAAAAUGAAGAGAAUCUCAAUAAACUUGUGAUAGAUCCUACCAAUGUUAAAGAAAUUGAGAGACCAUUCAACUCCAAUACCAGAUUAAAUGAUCAUGCAGAGAAGACCUCUUUAAACGAUCAGGCAAAAGAACCCUCCUCCCCUAUAUUAGAUAGUGGCCCAAAUCACUUUGAAAGUGCACCAUCACCCGGAGAAUCAAAACCUUAAGCUUUAAAUUUUCUUGUGGGCGGGCUAUAAAUAUGAGUAACAGUACUAAUGUAGAUUCCAGUUUGCUACAAAAUUUUGUACUAUUAUCAGGGAGCAUUAGAACUGUCUAAUUGUAUAGCUGAGGACUGUAAAUAUAAUUUUAUUUAUGUUUGGUAAGUGUUGCUGCUAUUACUCAGAUUUCAUCAAGAGUUUUCCACUU
Cicer arietinum (chickpea) is the source of this 1464-nucleotide messenger RNA. RefSeq names its product protein MULTIPLE CHLOROPLAST DIVISION SITE 1. Gene Ontology annotation, cellular component: chloroplast inner membrane; chloroplast. The record is from RefSeq and is a predicted model, not a curated record. Gene Ontology annotation, biological process: chloroplast fission. Lineage: Eukaryota; Viridiplantae; Streptophyta; Magnoliopsida; Fabales; Fabaceae.